AUGGUCGACGGCGACACGAUGGCGGCGCAGCAGCCCGAUGGAGGCGCUCACCAAGCUCCGGACAUCCUUUCGUUGCUCUCCACUUGGGGCAGCAACUUCUCCACUCAGACCACCAAGACCUUCAGCGAGUUGCGCCCUCUCGACUACAUUCGCCUUGUCACCAUCAUCGGCGCGUAUUGCCUGCUGAGGCCCUACUUGAUGAAGCUGGGAGCAUACCUCCAGAGAAGGCAGCAUGAAGCCGACUCGCAAUCCGGCCAAGCAGCGGGCGCACCAUUUUCGGCGAACGAUCUGCGCGGAGGGAAGAAAGAGCCCAAGGUCGCAAUACCGGGCGUAGAAAGCGACAGCGAGGACGAAGAAAAGGAUGACUGGGGUCGCGCAGCCCGGCUUCGUCAGCGCAAAUUCGUCCGCCAGCUCCUGGAGGCUCACGAGACGAAGCUGCGUGAGGAAGCCGAGGCCGAGAGUGACAAAGAGAUAGAGGAGUUCCUGGUGGACUGA
Messenger RNA from Diplodia corticola, 495 nucleotides. Its product is annotated as trafficking pga2. Gene Ontology annotation, biological process: protein transport. NCBI's taxonomy places the organism in Eukaryota, Fungi, Ascomycota, Dothideomycetes, Botryosphaeriales, Botryosphaeriaceae. The transcript has 2 exons. The coding region runs from base 1 to 495 and encodes 164 amino acids. The record is from RefSeq and is a predicted model, not a curated record.